This is a messenger RNA of Trifolium pratense (red clover), 654 nucleotides long. RefSeq lists its product as uncharacterized. NCBI's taxonomy places the organism in Eukaryota, Viridiplantae, Streptophyta, Magnoliopsida, Fabales, Fabaceae. Bases 109 to 654 code for a protein of 181 amino acids. The transcript has 3 exons. The record is from RefSeq and is a predicted model, not a curated record.
GAACAUAUUGAGCGUCCAUUAACUCGACGGAGAAUUACUAGUCGGGGAUAUGACUAUAUACACAAAGCAUUAAAUGAUGAUCCUGCAAUUUUUCGACAAGUAUAUAGGAUGUAUCCUGAUGUAUUUCGAAAGUUGUGCACGAUUAUAAGAGAAAAAACACCUUUGAAGGAUACAAGAUUUAUUUGUGUUGAAGAAAUGCUUGCAUCAUUCCUACAGAUUGUCGGUCAGAAUGCUCGAUAUUGUGUAAUCCGCAAUACAUUUGGCCGGUCACAAUUUGCUACAAGUGAAAAUUUUCACAAGGUUUUGAAGGCUUUGAACUCAUUAGCACCUGAUUUGAUGGCUAGACCAGGCUCAACUACGCCUGCAAAAAUAAGGGAAAGCACAAGGUUUUAUCCUUAUUUUAAGGAUUGCAUUGGAGCUAUUGAUGGUACACACAUUCCGGCAAUGGUAAGAGGACGAGAUGUAAGCAGUUAUCGUGAUCGUCAUGGAAAUAUAUCACAAAAUGUAUUAGCUGCAUGCAACUUUGAUUUGGAAUUCAUGUACGUUCUUAGCGGAUGGGAGGGUUCAGCACAUGAUUCCAAGCUAUUAAAUGAUGCGUUGACAAGGAGGAAUGGACUUAAAGUACCCCAAGUUGAGAGAAUUAUUCUUAUAUGA